AUGGCAAAGCGAGAUGAAACUCGAGCUGCGAGCUUUCCAGGAUCCCUGUCAUCAACUUCUACCUCCUCAACAAGUUUGAAGCUGCCGUUGUUGUUGACUGCACGACCUGGAAAUGUGGGCGUUCAGAUUGACUCCCACCGAGCGAUGGACGUGUUCUCUUUUCCCCGGAGCGUGAAAUUCACGUCGCAGUUUCACGAAAUCAUGUACGAAAACGGGUCGUUGGAGAACUACUCGCGCGUGGUGGAGCGCACAGCUCAACGAGCUCGAUUGUUAGAGGACAAGUUGGAAAAACUGCGGGCGAGAGAGCAGUAUCUACUGGAAGAUGACGCGAAGCGAAAGCAGAGACGAAUUCAGCGUGAAGCAGCUCGUCAGCGUCGCAUUUGGCAAAUGCACCAAGCAGCAAAACGAGCAGAUGAACGCGCUCGAGAGAAUGCUGCUGCAAUUACAGUGCAAAAAGUGAUUCGAGGUACCCUUGCACGGCGAGUGGCUCGAGUGCUGAGGCAAAUGCGGGACGCACACGAAGCGGCGUCGAUGUUACAGCGCGCAAUGCAAGGCUAUGUUGCGCGACAACAGUUAGAACGGGAGCGUGAGCGCCGGGCCAGAGAAGCAGAAGAACGUCGUGAGCGUGAGAUGUACUCAGCAGCUACAGUUCUUCAACGACAAGCGCGUAAACGUCUGAAAGUCGUUCAAGAAGCGCGUCAACAUGCUGCACUCGCUACGUGUGCCGAAGAUGAAGAGGACGAGGAUGAAAGCGAAGAUGAGGGCGAUGAAACAAGGUCAUAUGAACGACCAAGCGAACUUUCCGCCGACGAGAAGAUCAUGGCUGAGGCAUUAAGUAGAGGGAUCAGUUUGGAUCUUCUUUUCUCUGAGGAAGAAGACAGCGAGAGUCCAUUCCCCACUAACUCCACAUCCUCCUCAACCAUCGAGCCAGUAGAUCCGGCAUUUAACACUCAGCCGAUUGCUCCACAGCCUCCACCAUCAAAACCCACUCCCGCGCAAAGACCCCGAAGGCCAAUGUCCAUCAAGCGGGUUGGUGGUGGCUACCGCACGAAGUUGCUGCCUUACAACACCGAGCCAUCUCCACCCAAGGAAUCAACACUUAAUCCGUCAGCACUGUCAAUAACCCGCGCCACUCGAGAUCAAUCGCAGCUACAAGUAACCACAACAGCAUCUGAAGCACCAAGUGUCAGCGAGGAGUUCCAACACCAUUCAAGACGCUCGCCAACGAUCCCAAAAGCAACUUUCUCUCCAACCCUCGCGCAAUCUCCUAGAUGUACAGCAGCUUCAAAGACUGACAGCGAGGAAGUACGCUCUGCAUCCCCCGUCAAAGCCUCACCGCCUAAAUUAUCGCCCUACGCGAUUCCUCAACGCUUGCUUUCAUCGCGAUAACUUCAACAUAAAAAAUCUGUACCACG
Phytophthora nicotianae INRA-310 is the source of this 1415-nucleotide messenger RNA. RefSeq lists its product as hypothetical. The transcript has a single exon. The record is from RefSeq and is a predicted model, not a curated record. Gene Ontology annotation, molecular function: protein binding. Lineage: Eukaryota; Oomycota; Peronosporomycetes; Peronosporales; Peronosporaceae. Bases 1 to 1389 code for a protein of 462 amino acids.